GAAUGUGGUCGUGCUCACCAGAAACUGACUGAAAAACUGCUUCCUGCAUGCUCACCACACAGAUGCAGCAAGAACUCAGAUCUUAAAUAUCACACAGGAAAUCAGUGGCCACCGGCCCUGGCCCUCUGUCCACACCUAAAGGUUUAAAAGUGUGAGCAUGAACAGGUGACAACUGAGGACAGCUCAGACCUCUGAAGAUGUUCCUGCUCCUGAUCGUGGUGGUGGCUGUCCUGCCAGUCAGCACUGAAGGAGGAGAAAUAAUUUGGGGUAAAGAGGCCAAACCCCACUCCCAUCCCUACAUGGCAUUCAUAAACUAUACCGAUAGCAAAUCACAACCAAGUCGAUGUGGUGGUUUCCUGGUGGAGAAAGACAUCGUAAUGACAGCAGCUCACUGUUAUUCAAGAAAACUAACUGUAACCCUGGGUGCUCACAAUAUCAAGAAAAAGAAUAACACCCAGACCAUUCCUGUUAUUAAAGUCAUCUGCCACAAGGAAUAUAGUAGUAAAAAAAGGGUCAAUGACAUCAUGUUACUGAAGCUGAAACACAAAGCUCAAAUCAAUAAUGCUGUGAAGACCAUUGCCCUUCCAAAGAGCAAUGACUGGGUGAACCCUGGGCAGGUGUGCACAGUGCCAGGCUGGGGAAAUGAGGAACAUUGUCAUCGUCCUAACAAACUUCGGGAAGUGAAGCUAGAAGUUCAAGAAAGCAAGAAGUGCCAAAAAAUGUAUAAAAGUUACAACAACUCCAUCCAGUUCUGCGUGGGAAACCCCGAGAAAAACUAUGCUACUGCUGAUGGAGAUUCUGGAGGACCCUUUGUGUGUCACGGGGUAGCCCAGGGCAUUGUAAGCCAACACCAUUGCACUGGGGACCUUCCUGAGGUUUUCACCAGAAUCUCAAGCUUUCUACCUUGGAUUCAGAAAACAAUUAAACUCCUCAACAACCCUAAUAGACAAGUCCUGUUUCAGGACCAAUGUCCGAAAUCCUAGGGUACAGAUAUCUGAGUCUUAAUAAAGACAUUUAUCUUCAUAAAA
Molecule: messenger RNA, 1028 nt
Organism: Mesocricetus auratus (golden hamster)
Lineage: Eukaryota; Metazoa; Chordata; Mammalia; Rodentia; Cricetidae
Product: mast cell protease 8
Exons: 5
Coding region: 198-983 (261 amino acids)
Biological process (GO): proteolysis
Cellular component (GO): cytoplasm; intracellular membrane-bounded organelle
Molecular function (GO): serine-type endopeptidase activity
Source: RefSeq, a predicted model, not a curated record